Molecule: messenger RNA, 1698 nt
Organism: Colletotrichum costaricense
Lineage: Eukaryota; Fungi; Ascomycota; Sordariomycetes; Glomerellales; Glomerellaceae
Product: TPR domain-containing protein
Exons: 1
Coding region: 1-1698 (565 amino acids)
Molecular function (GO): protein binding
Source: RefSeq, a predicted model, not a curated record
AUGAGAAGCAAGGCUACAUCGUCUGCCCUCAGCUCAUAUAACGACACCGCCUAUGCGUACAACCUCGGCACAUUCCACCGCGCCGUGAGUACUUCAAGCCAAGAUGCCCAGGUCUGGUUCAACCGCGGCCUAACGUGGGCGUAUGCCUUCAACCAUGAGGAGUCAGCGAGGUGCUUCCGGAAAGUCAUUGAGUAUGAUCCCUUCUGCGCCAUGGCUUAUUGGGGGCUCGCAUUCGUCCUUGGGCCCAACUAUAACAAGCCAUGGAAGGUCUUUGAUGGAGAGGAUCUUGCCGAUACGACCAAACGCGCACAUCAUACGAUCAUGCAGGCAAAGAGCCACUCAGGGAAGGCUACGCCGGUCGAGAUUGCGCUCAUCGAUGCACUGUCUUGCCGUUAUCCGCAAGAGAAGCCGGCGGAAGAUUGCUCUAAGUGGAAUGAGGAUUAUGCCCAAGCCAUGGACUCGGUGCUUCAAGCCUACCCCGAUGACCUCGACGUGGUCGCCUUGUGGACAGAUGCCACGAUGAACGUCACGCCUUGGAAGUUGUGGGACUACAGGACUGGAAAGCCAACGCCAGGCGCCAGGACGUUGGAGAUCAAAGACGUGAUGGACCGCACAUUCAGGCUAAGAGGCUCUUUGCAACAUCCAGGCCUACUUCACUUAUAUAUCCAUCUGAUGGAAAUGUCGCCAACUCCGGAAGCCGCCUUGACUAUAGCUGAUAAUCUCCGCGGGCUUGUCCCAGACGCGGGGCAUCUCGAGCAUAUGCCCACGCAUCUAGACAUCAUAUGUGGAGAAUACCGUCGCGCCAUCGCUUCCAACUCUGACGCGAUCCGUGCCGACUCUAAGUUUCUCGCUCGCGAGGGUCCUCUCAACUUCUACACGCUGUAUCGGUCUCAUGACUUCCACUUCAGGCUAUAUGCCGCCAUGUUGUGCGGUCAGUCCCGGGUAGCCCUCAUAACGGUGGAAGAGCUCGAGUCGACCAUAUCCGAAGAUCUACUACGAGUCGAGUCACCACCAAUGGCAGACUGGCUCGAGGGUUUUCUCGGUAUGCGAAUGCACGCUCUGAUACGCUUUGGACGUUGGGAAGCUAUUCAUGCUCUUGAACUCCCGCGAGACCCCAAGCUUUACUGCUCAACCACCGCCAUGACACAUUAUGCAAAGGGUAUAGCCUACGCUGUGCAGGGCCGAAUUGAAGAGGCGGAAAAGCAGCGCGUAUUAUUCGCCGAGGCAGUUAAACGGGUACCGGAAUCGCGCUCAGUCUUCAACAAUACUUGCCUGUCAAUUCUCUCCAUUGCCGAGGCUAUGCUGGAUGGAGAGUUGGCGUACCGAAAGAAGGAUUACGACGUCGCUUUCGCCUAUCUGCGCAAGGCCGUGGAGAGAGACGACGCCUUGCCCUACGAUGAGCCUUGGGGCUGGAUGCAACCAGCACGACACGCGCUCGGCGCGCUGCUGCUGGAGCAGGGUCAUGUCGAGGAGGCAGCGGCUGUCUAUAGUGCAGACCUGGGAGUUGACGAAACCUUGCCCCGGGCUCUGCGGCACCCCAACAAUGUUUGGGCACUCCACGGAUUCUACGAGUGUCUGAUGAAGUUGGGCAGGGUUGACGAGGCCAAGAUCCUCAAGCCGCAGCUCCAGCUAGCUCUAGCCGUGGCGGAUGUUCCUGUCAAGUCUUCCUGCUUCUGUCGCUUGAAGACGGUCGAUUGA